UAUAUUCCGUCUUCUCACCCUUUUUAUAUAUCAUCAUUCUCUCAUCUUUUUAUUUUGUUAUUCUCUCUAAAAGAUCAAGUGGCGAUUCGAACACCACUCUACUCUCUUCAAAGCGAUUGAAUUCGAAAAUCGAAACGAGAACAGCCAGAGAUGGGUCAGAUCCAGUACUCCGAGAAGUACUUUGACGAUACCUUCGAGUACAGGCAUGUGGUUCUUCCUCCUGAAGUGGCCAAAUUGCUCCCAAAGAAUCGGCUUCUCUCUGAAAAUGAGUGGCGUGCAAUUGGAGUUCAGCAGAGCCGAGGUUGGGUGCACUAUGCGAUUCAUCGACCAGAGCCUCACAUCAUGCUCUUCAGGAGGCCUCUGAACUUUCAGCAGCAACAGGAGAGCCAAGCUCAGCAAAACAUGCUUGUCAAGUGAAAAUUGUUACCCUUCUAUAAAUUCUCUGUAAUAGCCUUUUCAUUUCCUCUAGAAAUGAACACAUGAUAUGAUACUUAGGGUUCAAGAUUGCGAUGUUAUGAAAUGCUUGGUACUGUACUGUUUGAUUCUCUUUGCCUUGGAGAAUUUCAGGUUAAAACUUUUGUUUGAUGACACUGAUGUCAUUGGUGCUUGGUAGUAAACUUGUGUUUUAGGGGAAUUAUUUCAACGAACUUAUAUAAGGGAUAUGCUUUUGUUUAAUGUUUU
Messenger RNA from Cornus florida, 681 nucleotides. Its product is annotated as cyclin-dependent kinases regulatory subunit 1. NCBI's taxonomy places the organism in Eukaryota, Viridiplantae, Streptophyta, Magnoliopsida, Cornales, Cornaceae. The record is from RefSeq and is a predicted model, not a curated record. Gene Ontology annotation, molecular function: histone binding; ubiquitin binding; protein kinase binding. Gene Ontology annotation, biological process: regulation of mitotic cell cycle. Gene Ontology annotation, cellular component: SCF ubiquitin ligase complex; cyclin-dependent protein kinase holoenzyme complex. Bases 151 to 417 code for a protein of 88 amino acids. The transcript is spliced from 4 exons.